CUAUGUCAAAGACGUUUUUAAACUGGUGACUGCACGUAGUUUUUGAAAAGACAAGAUGGAUAAAUGUCUUGAAUAUACACCAUGGAACAGUUUUCCCUGGUUCAGAAGAUUGCUACUCAUCUUUCUUCUAACAUUUAGUGCUCCUGUCAUUAGUAUUGCAAUAUAUUUGCACAUUAUCACUUCAUUUCACUGUUAUAGUGACAUAACAAAGGCCAAAGAAGCUUUAUUUAUAAAGAGCAUCGAGUCAAAUUGUUUGAGACAAUACAAAGACGAAGUUACUUUUUACGAUUCUAUUCAUCUUGUGAUCUGUUUGAAUUUGGCCUUGAUUAUGCUUUUAAAGUUGUUGUAUGGAUAUUUUGUGAAGUAUCAAGUUAAGCAAUGCGGUCAGCUAAAUUUAAAAAGCAGAAUCAACAAGGACAAUGAAGCACUACUUGCAAGGAAUGAUCAAGACAGUCCUUAUUCAUCAAGACUUGUACGUCGUUUAUCCACCUAUUUUAUCUACAUCGCUAAAUUGGCAUUGCUUUUUGUCAUGUUGUCUGUGUUUGUUGUCAUAUUUCUCCCUGCCAAAUUUCCUGUUGACUACACCUGCUAUUGGCAUUUUCAAAUGAAAGAAAUAUACUCCUUAAACAAACCAACGACCUCCUACAACGUAACGUUGUACAAUUGUGUGAAUAUCAACGGAAGGAAAAGUGAGAUAUUGAUCAAAAUUGUUGCAUAUUUUGAUGUUAUUGUAUUAAUACUGACUGCUCUGGAGCUGUGUUAUUUAGCUUAUGUAGGCUGUACAGAUAGCUUUUUCCUAACUGAUAGAGAAUUUUGUACGGUUUAUCUGUUAAGGAAACGUGAGAGAUUUCGAAAGUGGCUGAGAAAAAUAAAAUACAAUUUCUACACCUACAAAUUAUUUGAAGUAUAUGAUGACUAUGGAGAUAAUCAAAAAAUUUGGCGAAAGCUUGAUGAUAUUUAUGUCAAUAUCAUAAUGCAAGCGGAAAGACAACAAAAAAAUGCUCAUCCAACAAAUUUUGGAAGGCAUUCAAUCCUGAAGAGUUACCUUGAAAUUCAUGGAGAUGCCAAUAGACUGACAAGAGCGGCAGAAAUCUUCAAGUCAAUCCAUAGUGAGCAAAAUCAUUUGCCUAAAAGGUCAGUUUUGGUUGUUGGAAGACCAGGAAUUGGUAAAACUAUGUUGACAAAAAAACUUAUGUACGAAUGGAAAAAAAAUACAGAUGAAUAUUGGCAUGAAAAACUCGUUCUUUUAAUGCGAUGUCGUACGUUUAAAGAAGACGACAUUACUCUCAGAGAAAUGCUGGGUAAUUGUUCUGGAUUGCUUGAUCAACAAUUUUCACAAAUUUAUGAUUUUGUGCUGUUAAAUUCUGAUAAAACUGUCCUAAUUUUUGACGGUCUUGAUGAACUUCCUCUGGACGACGAACAUUUUACAGCAGAAGGUUCAGUUUGUGCUGAUGCAAAAAUGUCAGCGUUUGCACUUCUGAGCAUGUUAAUCGAAGGUAGAUUACUGCCUGGUGUUACUGUUCUUGUAACAUCACGACCUACAGCGCAACAUGCAUUUGAAAUGCUAAAAUUUAAAAGAACUGUGGAGAUCUUAGGUUUUUUUGAGGAUCAAAUCAAGGAAUAUGUUUCCAAAUUUUGUUUUAAUGACGAGCGAACAGCUACAGCAAUUUUUGAUUGCAUUUCUUGUUCUCUAGAGCUUCGGAGUUUAUGCUACAUCCCAGUUAACUGUUAUAUUGUAUGUCUGACCCUUAAGGAAUGCUUUAUAAAUAAUACUGAGAAUAUACCAAAGACUAUCACCGAAUUGUAUAAAAGAGCAGUGCAAAUCUUGCUAUUGAGACACCACCCGCGUUGUAUAUCUGAAUCAACACCAAACCCUAACAAUGGUUCUCUUAUACAGCCUUUUCCAAAUGAGGUUAAUAAUGAAUUAGAGAAAAUCAAAAGUUUAGCUAAAGAAGGAAUUGAUGAGCGAAAAUUCAUUUUUGAUGGCACAAAUCUCGCCCAGUUUCCUAAAUUGACUGAUUGCGGGUUGUUUCAUCAAAUUCCAGAUAAGCAACGCAAUCUUUAUUGUUUUCUACAUUUGACUCUUCAAGAAUUUUUAGCUGCGUGGUGUAUUGUUGACCGGGAAGACAUUGGAAAGUUUUUAGAUGAUCACGUGGCUCAUCCUAAAUGGCACUUGAUGAUAGAGUUUGUGGCUGGCUUAGUUGGGGUCAUGAAGAGAGAAAGAAAAAUAGAAAAUAUUAAUGAUUUUCAAAAAAGACUUGAGACGUGGGCGACAUAUCUGACUUUCAAUGACGGUGAUCGAACGCUCAGCUUACUUGGUGUUAGGUGCUUGUUUGAAAUGCAAGACACAGAUGCGACUAGAUCAGCUUGUAUGACACUAGAGAAUUCCAUUUCAAAUGAUGCAGAAAUCGUCAUUGAUGACGUUUCUUUUACUCCCGUUGAUGCUAACGCAUUAUUUGAAUUUCUUUCUCAAUGCAGACGCAUAACUAAACUCCGGUUCAAUUUUUGCAAAUGGCUUGUUAAUCAUAGCUGUCUUAGAAUGAAAAGUUUUUUGUCAAAUAUGGAAACGCUCAAUUUAACCUCUUUAAGUCUUUUUGCAUGUACUUUUACAGAGAGUGUUUGGGAGCAUCUUGGUGAGGCUUUGACAAGUGACAAAUGUAAACUCACUGAACUGUACAUUAGUUAUAGCAAUCUAAAAGAUCAAGGUGUUAAGUACCUUAGUGAAGCUUUAAGAAACAAUAAUUGCCAACUUAGUGGACUAUAUAUCAGAGGUAACUACAUAACUGAUGGCGGUGUUAAAUUUCUUUGCGAUGCUUUAAAAAGUGAUAAUACUAAACUCACUGAAUUGGAUGUUUGGAGUAACAACGUAGGAGACAAUGGUGCUAUGCAUCUCAGUGACGCUUUAAAAAGUAAAAGUUGUAAGCUUACUAAACUACAUGUCAGUCACAACAAACUAACAGACCAAGGAGUGGAAUAUCUUAGUGAAGCUUUAAAAAUUGAAAGUUGUGAACUUUCUGUAUUGCAUAUCAGGGAAAACAUUCUAACUUGUGAAAGUGCUCAAUAUUUUAGCGAAGCUUUGAUAAGUGAAAACUGUAAGCUUACUGAAUUAGACAUUAGUUAUAACAACCUACAUGAUGAAGGUGCUAAAUAUCUUUGUGACGCUUUGCAAAACGAGAAUUGCAAACUAACUAGAUUGUUUAUUAGAGGUAACUUUGUUUCAAAAGAUGGAGCUAAAUACUUCAGUGACAGCUCAAAAAGUCAUAAAUGUAUUGUGUAUGUAGACUGAUGACACAAAAGAAGACAGACCUAAACAUCUUAACAAGUUUCGAAAGGUUAUGGAAAUAAGGACAUAGUGCCUUUGAUGAUUAUGUUUGUAAGUAUUGAGAUCAAAAUACUAAUUAACUGAUAAAGCUAUAAAUGGAGUAUAGAAAGUUAUUUCUUAAGUUAAAUGUAUUGGGUUUAUUCCUAUUUACUGUAUUUUGUAAAUAUCUCAAGAUUUUUUAUAAUUAUUGGAAAAUGUUGAAAAUGAUAAUGUACUUCAAGAAUGUUGCUAUUAUUUAAUUUAUGAACCUUUAAA
Xenia sp. Carnegie-2017 is the source of this 3577-nucleotide messenger RNA. RefSeq names its product NACHT, LRR and PYD domains-containing protein 3-like. Gene Ontology annotation, molecular function: ATP hydrolysis activity; protein binding. The transcript is spliced from 2 exons. The record is from RefSeq and is a predicted model, not a curated record. NCBI's taxonomy places the organism in Eukaryota, Metazoa, Cnidaria, Anthozoa, Malacalcyonacea, Xeniidae. The coding region runs from base 56 to 3286 and encodes 1076 amino acids.